GCUGACAGAUGGUCACAUGAUGCCUUCUAGUUUUCGAAGCCUUCAAUUCAUUGUGAUCACAAUCUGGAGUUGGUGUGACGAAGUAUGUGCUUCAUGAAUCAUCAUUGCUUGAAUCCCAUCUGGAGGCUUCAAAAUUGAAAAUCAAGAAGACUUUGUUUAAUGAAAUUAAGAUCUAGUUACAACUACAAGGUAUAAGUGAAACAUGGUCAUUUGAAGUUGGAUACAAGCAUCACCACUUUGGUUGAAGUUUUACGGAUUCAGGACACAAGUAAUACUCUGACCAGCACCUUGAUUUGUGAUAUCAAUAAACCACUGAUCCAUAUUUCAAAAUGAGUCGGAGCAGCAAGAGACUUUAUGCCAACGGACUGAAUGACUCGAUGGAUGCAUCGGGUUAUGAAUCCAGUGAGAGCCAAUCCUUGUUGGGCAGUGUCACAGUACGGACUCAUCCUGCACCGGGAGGAGAGACGUCUGUUCUUGGAGCGAUGUUUAUCGUUGUGAAUGCUUGCAUUGGGGCGGGGCUUCUCAACUUUCCCUUUGCAUACCAAACUGCUGGAGGGAUUGCCGUUAGUGCUAUCAUUCAGUUGGUGCUAGUUUGUAUAAUCUCCACCACUUUGCUGAUUUUAGCCUUGUGUUCUGAUGUGCGUCAAUCCAAAUCUUAUCAAGGUGUCAUUCAGGAGAUGUGUGGUCCCAUAGGAAGGGUUAUCUGUGAGCUGUGUAUCAUUGCAUACUGCUUUGGAACAUGCAUCACAUUCUUCAUCAUCAUAGGAGACCAGACUGAUGGAAUAUUAUCUUAUAUCUGUGGAGGUGCAGACCACUUGGUUCACUGGUAUCAAGAUAGACGCUUCACUAUAACCUGCUGGGGAGUAUUCAUUGUCCUACCUCUGUGUCUGCCUAAAACUGUUGACUUCCUCAAAUACCCUGGUUCCAUUGGAGUAUUUGCAUCACUGUACAUCUGUAUCGUAGUCAUCAUCAAUUACUUUCGGAAAGCUGGCAGCCCAAGUCCAGAUCUUGUCACUCAUCCUUCAUCCUGGACCCAAGUCUUUGCUUCAAUACCCACUAUAUGCUUUGGAUUCCAGUGUCACGUCAGUAUUGUUCCAGUCUAUUCUAGUCUUCACAAGCGCUCUCUACCUCGAUUCUCUCGUGUCAUAGUCCCUGCACUCCUGAUUAGCUGUACAGCAUACACACUCUCUGGUAUAUUUGGGUCUCUGACGUUUGGCAGCAAGGUCUGUUCAGACAUCUUACUCUCGUAUCAUGAUAAAAACAUCACAAUCAUGAUUGCCAGAGUGAUGGCUUUAACCAACAUGCUCACAACAUAUCCUAUUCUACACUUCUGUGGCAGGUUAGCCAUUGAGACAAUGUUACAAUCUUCUCUUGGUCGGACGGAUGAAGAGUGGGCCUUGAGAGAGAAACGGCGCAGGGUCAUUGAAACAGUAACAUGGUUUAGUAUCUCGCUUCUACUGGCACUCUUCAUUCCAGAUAUAGGGGUGGUCAUCUCGGUCAUUGGAGGGUUGGCUGCUGUAUUUAUAUUUGUAUUUCCAGGUCUGUGUCUAGUCCAGUUUGUCCUUCAGCACUCGGCUGCAUCCCGGAGAAAGAGAUGGUGUCUCAUUGCAUUUGGUGGAUUUCUCCUGGCUCUGGGUGUCUUCAUCUUCUCUGAGAGUUUCAUCCUAUCUAUCAUGAACGACAUCUCUGGUAACAAUAAGAGCGGGUGCUGAGAGCUCUUCUGUAUGCUCUUUAUUUCUAUGAUAUGCAGGAAAUCAAACACUUGAUAACUCCCUGUAUGGGUUUUGAAAAUCCUACAGUGUAUGCAAGUCUUCAUUAUAUGAGGAUUCAUUCUCUCUAUCAUGAACGACAUCUCCGGUAACAAUAAGAGCGGAUGCUGAGGGUUUUCCAAUUUGCUCAUUAUUAAAUCUAUGAUAUGCAGGAAAGAAAAAAAUUGACAACUUUCUCUAUGAGUUUUGAAAACCCUACACAAGCCUAAUUCUUUAUUAUAUGAGGGUUCAUUCUCUCCAUCAUGAACUUGCCCUUUAUCGAUCUAUGAUAUACAAGAAGAGUGCAAAAAACCUGAUGUCUUCCUGUGUGGACUCGUCAUUACAUCAGAGGCUUUCACCCUCUCCAUCUUGAGGAGUAUUUCUGGG
This is a messenger RNA of Lytechinus variegatus (green sea urchin), 2135 nucleotides long. Its product is annotated as putative sodium-coupled neutral amino acid transporter 7. Bases 330 to 1712 code for a protein of 460 amino acids. Gene Ontology annotation, molecular function: amino acid transmembrane transporter activity. Lineage: Eukaryota; Metazoa; Echinodermata; Echinoidea; Temnopleuroida; Toxopneustidae. The record is from RefSeq and is a predicted model, not a curated record. Gene Ontology annotation, biological process: amino acid transmembrane transport. The transcript has 8 exons.